Pongo pygmaeus (Bornean orangutan) is the source of this 5971-nucleotide messenger RNA. RefSeq names its product OCRL inositol polyphosphate-5-phosphatase (gene OCRL). Lineage: Eukaryota; Metazoa; Chordata; Mammalia; Primates; Hominidae. The transcript is spliced from 21 exons. Gene Ontology annotation, biological process: phosphatidylinositol dephosphorylation; signal transduction. Gene Ontology annotation, cellular component: cytoplasm; membrane. Gene Ontology annotation, molecular function: phosphatidylinositol-4,5-bisphosphate 5-phosphatase activity; inositol phosphate phosphatase activity. Bases 1176 to 3683 code for a protein of 835 amino acids. The record is from RefSeq and is a predicted model, not a curated record.
GUCUAAUAAGAUGACUGAAGAAUAUCCAUGGGAUGGAGGUUAUUGGUGAACUUAAAGCAAUUUCAGAUAAGUAGUGGGUGUGGAAGUCAUAUUGGAAUGGAUUCAAGUGAGAAAUGGGAGGUCUGUGACUGUGUGUCUUUUAAAGAAACAUGACUGGAGGGGAAUAUAGAGAUGGACUGGAAUUGGAGGGAAAUCUGAGAUCCAGGAAGAUUUUUGUUUUUCAGAUGAGAAGGACUUAGAACACGAUUAUGUGCUAAUGUGGAGGAGCUAGUGAAAGAGAAAGCGUUAAGGAUAUGGGGGUGUGUCUAGGGAUUAGUUGUGAGUAAGAUUACUGAGAGAAUCAGAGGGGUUGUAAUUCAAAAUGAAGGAGGCUUGAUAGGAGGGAUCUUCUUCCUUAUAUCAGUAGGGAAAGGAUGAGAUGAGUACAAAUACAGAUAAGUUUCCAUGUGAUAGCUUUAUUUUUUUCUCUGAAGUAUGAGCUGAAGCAUUCUGCUUAGAAUAAGAGGGCUCAGGAAGAUGGGGGAUCCAAAUUUUGAGGAUAAAUGAGUAGGUGUGAAACAGUUGUUUCAGAUAGUAGUAGGAGACUGAUUGACUGUAGGAACUUAGGUUGCUUCCUAUGAUAGAGGACCCAGUUGAGAUUGGCAAUGAGGAAUGUAUAAUGAUAGCCAUCUGGUUGUGGGUGUGCAUAUUUACCCCCUCUGGUUGUUCAGGUAUAAGUACAGAAAGGCAAUUAGUUGGAUUUCUGGGGGUUGGUAUUUAGCCGGGUAGGUGCCACGGAAGAACAGAGGUAAGGCAGUUCUGGGUUUUUGCAGAGUGUAAUGAUAGCAUCUGUUUGAUAAAAGGGGAAGUGAGAGCAGGAAGAGGCUGACGGAUAGUAAGAAAACAGAGAAAUCAAUGGGCUGGAGGUUCCCAUCAGAUUAAAAAAAAAAAAAACAGUUACAAUGGGGAUAAUGAGCAAGUAAGUUGGAAGGAAUAACAUGUCAGGGUGGGAUAUUUGAAUUAGAGGUUUAUGAAGUGGUGGCGUUUCUAUGAUGACAAAAUCCAGGGUAUAACUGAGAGGGUCCCAGUAGCAACUGAGGAAGUGGUGGCUGAGGUGGAGGGGGAAUGUCAUUGGAUGAGGAAGUUGAAGGUGUUGACUGGGUUUUCUGUGCUAAUUUUAAAGGGACCCAAAAUUAAUGGCAGGAGAUCGAGUGGAGAGAGAGUCUUAUGAGCCAGGUGGCUGCAAAAUUCGGGUUCAGGGAGACUGGAUCAGAGAGCGCCGCUUUGAAAUCCCUGAUGAGGAACACUGUUUGAAGUUCCUCUCAGCUGUCCUUGCUGCUCAGAAAGCUCAGUCACAACUUCUUGUUCCAGAGCAAAAGGACUCAUCUAGCUGGUACCAGAAAUUAGACACUAAGGACAAACCUUCUGUUUUUUCAGGGCUUCUUGGAUUUGAAGACAAUUUUUCUUCUAUGAAUUUGGACAAGAAAAUAAAUUCACAAAAUCAGCCUACUGGGAUUCAUCGGGAACCCCCACCUCCACCCUCUUCAGUGAAUAAAAUGCUUCCACGUGAAAAAGAAGCUUCUAACAAGGAGCAGCCCAAAGUGACCAACACCAUGCGGAAGCUCUUUGUACCAAAUACCCAAUCUGGGCAGCGGGAGGGUCUCAUCAAACAUAUCCUGGCAAAGCGAGAGAAAGAAUAUGUCAACAUUCAGACUUUCAGAUUUUUUGUUGGAACUUGGAAUGUGAAUGGCCAGUCUCCAGAUAGCGGGUUAGAACCUUGGCUGAACUGUGAUCCCAAUCCUCCUGAUAUCUACUGCAUUGGAUUCCAAGAGCUGGACUUGAGCACAGAAGCCUUUUUCUACUUUGAAUCUGUGAAGGAACAAGAAUGGUCCAUGGCUGUAGAGAGAGGUUUGCAUUCCAAAGCCAAGUAUAAGAAAGUUCAACUGGUGCGCCUUGUUGGGAUGAUGCUUCUUAUAUUUGCCAGAAAGGAUCAGUGUCGAUAUAUUCGUGAUAUUGCUACAGAAACAGUUGGAACUGGAAUCAUGGGGAAAAUGGGAAACAAAGGUGGGGUAGCUGUGAGAUUUGUAUUUCACAACACCACCUUUUGCAUUGUCAAUUCCCAUCUGGCUGCCCACGUGGAGGACUUUGAGAGAAGGAAUCAAGAUUAUAAGGACAUUUGUGCGAGAAUGAGUUUUGUGGUCCCAAAUCAGACCCUCCCGCAAUUGAACAUCAUGAAACAUGAUGUUGUCAUUUGGUUGGGAGAUUUGAAUUAUAGACUCUGCAUGCCUGAUGCCAAUGAGGUGAAAAGUCUUAUUAAUAAGAAAGACCUUCAGAGACUCUUGAAAUUCGACCAGCUAAAUAUUCAGCGCACACAGAAAAAAGCUUUUGUUGACUUCAAUGAAGGGGAAAUCAAGUUCAUCCCCACUUACAAGUAUGACUCUAAAACAGACCGGUGGGAUUCCAGUGGGAAAUGCCGGGUUCCAGCCUGGUGUGACCGAAUUCUUUGGAGAGGAACAAAUGUUAAUCAGCUUAAUUAUCGGAGUCACAUGGAACUGAAAACCAGUGACCACAAGCCUGUUAGCGCCCUCUUCCAUAUUGGGGUGAAGGUUGUGGAUGAACGAAGGUACCGGAAAGUCUUUGAAGAUAGUGUACGCAUCAUGGACAGAAUGGAAAAUGACUUCCUUCCUUCCUUAGAACUCAGCAGGAGGGAGUUUGUGUUUGAAAAUGUGAAGUUUCGGCAACUACAAAAGGAGAAGUUCCAGAUCAGCAACAAUGGACAGGUUCCCUGCCAUUUUUCUUUCAUCCCUAAACUUAAUGACAGCCAGUACUGCAAGCCAUGGCUUCGGGCUGAACCUUUUGAGGGCUACUUGGAGCCAAAUGAGACAGUGGACAUUUCUCUUGAUGUGUAUGUCAGCAAAGACUCUGUAACCAUCCUGAACUCGGGAGAAGAUAAGAUUGAAGAUAUUCUCGUCCUUCACCUGGAUCGAGGCAAAGAUUACUUCUUGACCAUCAGUGGAAAUUACCUCCCAAGUUGUUUUGGCACAUCUUUAGAGGCUCUGUGCCGUAUGAAAAGACCAAUCCGAGAAGUUCCUGUUACCAAACUCAUAGACUUGGAAGAAGACAGCUUCCUAGAAAAGGAGAAAUCCCUUCUGCAAAUGGUUCCUUUGGAUGAAGGUGCCAGCGAGAGACCCCUUCAGGUCCCCAAGGAGAUCUGGCUUCUAGUAGAUCACCUAUUCAAAUACGCCUGUCACCAGGAUGACCUGUUCCAGACCCCUGGAAUGCAGGAAGAGCUCCAGCAGAUCAUUGAUUGUCUGGAUACCAGCAUUCCUGAGACAAUCCCUGGCAGCAACCACUCUGUGGCUGAAGCACUGCUCAUUUUCUUGGAAGCCCUGCCAGAGCCAGUCAUCUGUUACGAGCUGUAUCAGCGAUGUCUUGACUCUGCUCAUGAUCCCCGGAUCUGCCGACAGGUGAUCUCCCAGCUUCCGAGAUGCCAUAGAAAUGUUUUCCGUUACUUGAUGGCAUUCCUUCGAGAACUCUUAAAAUUCUCUGAAUACAAUAGCGUCAAUGCCAACAUGAUUGCUACUCUCUUCACUAGUCUUCUCCUGAGGCCUCCACCCAACCUUAUGGCAAGACAGACUCCAAGUGACCGCCAGCGUGCUAUUCAGUUCCUUCUGGGCUUUCUGCUUGGGAGCGAAGAAGACUAAGGCUUUUACUAUUCUCUGAUAUUCUAGAAGCAGACGAUCUCGGGCUCCAAGUAUUUCAGAAUGAUUUAAAAAGUCAUGCCACAGGAAGGGUCUAUUGCAGAAUUUCAAGUUCUGUUUAUAGUAAAAAGGAAGAGCGUUUCCUAAUCCCUCCUUUACCAUAUCCUACACAACAAAAUACUUUUAGACUUAUAUUGCCAAGCCAAAGUUACCGUAUUUUGGUGUUUUUGUGUUUUCUCUUUAUAAGGCAAAAAGAUCUGUAUUUACACUCCUUCACCUAGGGAUGUGUUUGUUGCCCUCCUACCCAGUUGUCAUGAUUGUCCUUAGUACCUUAGGCCUAGAUUCUGAGAUGUUCCCAUUCUAGGCCUACAAGCACUACUUGCUGUAGCUGAGACUUGUCUAGAGUCCUUUGUAUUGCACUUUUGACCCACUCCUUCCCGGAUCACUCCUUUGCACUCCACUCCCCUCGUUCUGUCACUUUGAACGAAGUCUGAGUGAGGCUAGUGACUCCUUGGGUGUCCUCAACAGUGAAUUCACUGUCUGCGUGCAGUUAUUACAUGCAUUUGUGCAUUUCUACUACAAUGGCAUCUUUAUGUCUCUGUAACAUUGGCCUUUUCGUGGCUCCACACUGGGUGGAACCAUAUUCUCUUAGAUGACAUUUAGUAGCAUAACUUUAGGGACUAUUAGAGAUGGCAUCUCAUCGAUGUGAGAGAAUCACAAUCAGAAUGGAAGCACUUUGAGUAUCUGAAGAGUGAGAGCAUUCAUGUUUGACAGGUCCUGCUUCCCACUAUCCUUUUCCUGUUAUUAUUCAAAUUUUACACAAGGACUAAUCCUGGGUGUCUCUGAGACCGAUCUCCUGCCUAGACGUCCACCUCCAGAGCAACACUGGCCCCACAGUAAAAGAGGGAGUCUUGUACCUCAGGCAGGCCCAUCUAGAGCUAUUGUUCCUUCCCACAGCAAAGGUAUUGUGGAUGACCCUUAGAAUCCAUUCUCUGGUCUUCUGAAGUACCAAGGGCAGAUGUCACCUCCUUCCUCAGCAGGACUGACUCUGGGCUCUACAACCAGCUCCUGCACAUAAAGGGUUUAGAGACUCCCCUUGGCUCCCAGUCACCAUAUCCAGUGUUGCGUAAAGAGACUGGCCGACAGGACCAACCAAGCACCUUACCUCUCCCAUACAAGAUGACCCUCUGAGUUUUUCAUUUAUUCAAGCUCUGAGGUACAGCCUUUUUUUUAAAUAAAUUAAUCUAUAUUGGUUGACAAACAAGCCACCAACCACUGACUGCAAAACUGCCUGAUGCAAUUGGGUUCCUCCUGGUUUUCUUCUGUUACAACCAGCCUUGCCUGUUUACAUUAAUUGCAAGGAGCAUAGCGUACAGGCUCUAUGUACAAUCCUGGGCAUUGACUCCGUGACAUUUCUAGCAUAUCCAAGGCACCACCAGUGAUUUUCCCCGUUUCUUGGGGAGGGGGGAAAAAAAGAUACGUAUUCUGCAAUAUGGCUAAACGCUUUCCUGAUUGAGAGUUAAAGCAAUAGGAGUCAAGUUACUGGUGCCACAGGUCUGGAGGUAUGAUAGGUCAGGGGCUGGGUGUUGAACUUAGUUAAUGGAAGACUGAAAGCAGAACAGGUUUGUCAUCUCCGCAAGGCCAGAAAGUGAUCACAAAAAGAGGCAGAUGAUAGACACUGGGGUAGGGUCAUACCACAGGGAAAUACCUUUCCUGGGCUUGUUUUCUAGCAUAUCGCUGACCUGGGAUCUUUGGGUGAUCAAGGGUGUGGUUAGUGGAGGCUCUGUGCUGCACAUAUGCAGUAUCCUAUCUCUUUCUUCAGAUCAAAACACUAAGUUGGUGUACUGCCUCGACCUUUUUUCAGCUCAUCCUGGAACAUAUACAGGGUUGAGAGUUUUAGACAAUCUCUAGGUAGAGGAGACAAGACGUAGACCAACACAGAAGAAAUCUGCUUCCCUGCCAUGCCUAUUCCAGCACCCCGACCUGUAAUUGCCAAGUCCUCUGAGGUACUAAUUUGUAGCUGCUCUGAAGUAAGGAUUUCAGAUUCAGCUGGUAGGGAAAGACUCUGCACCUGCUGUCUUAGGGAAGAAAUGGUUCAAAUCCAUGUGGUGACAUUGCAUUAGUCUCCCUUUCACUGUUUUCUUAUUCUAUAAUUGUUUGUUAUAUUUCCCAAAAACGUCUUGAUCACUAAGCAAAGCUGCUAGUGGGAUUCUAUAUUUCGUGUCAUCUUUUUUAUUAUAAUUUAUUGCAAAUUUUUUUCUGAAUAAAUAUAUGUUGUGUGAGAAAGCAAA